GCAUAUUAGCAGAGCCGGUUGUAGUGAAAUUGGUGCUUCCUUUGGAAACUAACAGUUGGUUUAGAGAUACAGCAUAUAGUCAUAUGUCUUCCAGAUUUAUAUUCACACGAAGCUGUGUAAGGAAGCCGCCGACGGAGUGCUCACGUGACCUGUUCCACGCGCUCGAGCACCUGAGCACGGGUGAAAUCUUCUAACAGUGAAAAGGCACAGAAUGAGGGAUCUUGAAGAGGACAGUUGUGGAUUUGUAAACUUCUUCAGUGCAUAUGUAAACAAAGGAAGACGAGGUCGUUGAUAUAAACAUGGGUGACAGUGAGGGCAGCUGCGAGCUGUCAGAAAGGGACGCCAUCAAAUCUGAAACUCACUCGGAUUCUCCGAUGGCUGAAUCCGAAGCGCUAUUUCGCGGACAAGAACACGAGGCGAAAACCCAAACGAACAACUCGAAUGAACCCGAUUCUGGCUUUACAGCGGAACCGAACCCUGAGGAGCGAGCGGCUAAAGUUGGAGCGCGCGCGGUGUCGCUGAAUCUCAGCGCUGCUGUGCGCAGGUCCAGAUUUCAGAGACAGCUGGAAGCUUCUGAAUCAUCGUCCGAGGUCCAGGAGAAAGGCUCCAUCACGCCGGCUAUGCGCAAAAAAUACCUGAAGGACCUGUUCUUGAACUAUAAUUCGCAUAGUGGCCUGUCAACAAUCUUAUCGCUCAAAAGCGCGAGCGGGUCUUCGAAGGACAGUGUGGAUGCGUCCUUUCAGGGUGCGGACGAGAGCAAUGCAUCCUGGGUACUGGAUCCCACUGAGCACGCAUGGAUGCUAUCGGUUGUGGAUGGAAAUUAUGGCACUAUAUCAGAGUUUCUUAUGGAGGACCCCAGUUUACUGACCAGGAAGGAUUUUGUGAGUGGCUAUUCAGCUCUCCACUGGUUAGCAAAGCAGGGGAAACACGAGACGUUAUUAAAGCUUCUAAAAGACGCUGAAAAGAAAGGGUACCCAGUGGACGUGAACUUAAAGGGCAGUGGUGGUCUUACACCUCUUCAUGUUGCUGUUAUACACAGACAGUACAUGGUCAUAAAGAUCUUAGUGGGUGCAUUUGGUGCCAGCGUAGAUGCCAUGGACUACAAUGGAAAAAGGGCAUGGCAAUAUCUCAAAGAUGAUGCACCAGCAGAGAUGAAGGAGCUCCUUGGUGCAUGGGAUGAAGAACACACUAUCUGGCAACUAAACGCCAACAACAAUAAUGCAAGUUGCACUGAAGGAGCUUCGACAGAAGACUGCCAAAAAGAGACAAACGUUGUAGACACUGUCGCUAGAAAUGGGCUGUGGCGCUUUGGUUCAUUUAGAAAAUUACUCUCCCCAUUUUUCUCUGGAGGUAAGGACUAAAAGACAUUAUGUACCUGAUAUCACUGGAAAUAGUAUAAAAGACCUACAAAUAGAAGUUCAACACUGCAACAUUUUGUAAUUUUAUGCUUUUAUAUUUACAAAUCAAUGAAACUGUGCCAAAUAUUACAUUGAGUCAGCAUUCCCUGCAAGCAUGUUUAUGUAAAUUAAAGUACCAGUAAUGACAUGAUGGGUUUAAAACUGGAUUCUAGUUAUC
Molecule: messenger RNA, 1575 nt
Organism: Hemibagrus wyckioides
Lineage: Eukaryota; Metazoa; Chordata; Actinopteri; Siluriformes; Bagridae
Gene: sowahd
Product: sosondowah ankyrin repeat domain family d
Exons: 2
Coding region: 300-1361 (353 amino acids)
Molecular function (GO): protein binding
Source: RefSeq, a predicted model, not a curated record